Messenger RNA from Cuscuta europaea, 1485 nucleotides. The record is from the annotation of a GenBank genome assembly. NCBI's taxonomy places the organism in Eukaryota, Viridiplantae, Streptophyta, Magnoliopsida, Solanales, Convolvulaceae.
CGCCACUGUCAAGAAGUAUCCUGACUCCUGAGUUCCCUUUGAGUUGAAAUUUCCAAAUUCUAGCUUGAUGACAAGCUUGGUUACCGAGAAUCUAUCAUCUUCCCUAUAAUUCUUCCCGUUCAUGUAUAACUCUGAAGCUAUUAUACGUUAGAGUUUUCUUCUCUACUUGCAGAGUUGCAGUAGUUAGCUAAACUUGCAGACAUUAAUCCCUAAAUUCAUGGCAUAGAAGCGUCGUUCCAGGCUCGAUUGCGACGAAGACUGCCCCCGACCCUCUACCGUCGUUCCUAUUUCCUACCUCAUCAGUAUUGUAUCCUCCCCCGCCAAGCGUUGCUCCCCAACGGCCAGUCCGUCGCCUCUCUUCCCCUCUAUUCAGAUACUAAGGUGUGAUGGAACAGAAUUCACAAUGCCAUGAUCAUGAAUUGGAGAAGGAAGAGUAUGUACUGAUGGAUCUGGAUGAUGUCUCUGACCAAAUAUCACUUCCCACAAAUGCCCCCUAUGUCCUUUCGGGUCUUGAUACUGUGAACCCCAUUCUGAACAUUGACGGAAAAAUCAAGCUGGUAGGAGAAUAUGUGGAGACUAUUGGGACGUGCCUUGUUUUUAGUGGAAGCGAUACCUCUCCAGUGGUUCAUGAAGAGACCGGGCCAUCUGAAGCUAACCUUUUAUCAGGGAAAUGCACAGGAGAUCCUAAGCAAACAAGUAAGCAAGUAAAGCCAAUUACCCAGUUUCAUAAGAUUCUCAAGUUCAGAUUACUGCUGGAAGGUGAAAAUGAAGAAUUGGUCAAAGCGACAAGCACAUAACUGUAUGUAAUAUACGUGUUUAAUGCACUCUCCAUCUGGGGUUCAUAAAUAACUUCAUAAUUUACUCGGGGUAUUGAAGUAUGCAAAACUAUCUUUUGUACAGUGUACACCACUCCUCCUCCCCUACUUGUUUGACAACCGGACUGUUUGGUGUCAAAAGUGGUGAAAAGCGCCUAAAAGCGGCAAAGCGCAGGCGAGCGCUAAACCUGCGCCUGGCUUUUGAGAAGCGCCGCACCAUGAGAAAGCGAAGCUUUUCCAGCACUUUUGCUUGAGCUCGCUUAAUGAAAAGCGAUCGCUUUUCAUGGCUUCUCACGAAAGGCGGUAAAUUGACUGGUCAUUUUUUUUUAAAUCUGGUCUUCUCAUCUCGAUGCUACAAGUUCGGGUUGUUUGACUCCUUCCCACUCCACAGUCCAGACAUAGCUGAAGAAAUUGCAGUUGAAGAGCCGAAGAGGAGUUCUCCCAGUUUUCCCAGGCUUUCUCGCCGGUGCUGCGUAGGUUCACCAUCGUUCUAUUUCAUCAUCGUUCUUCAAUUUUACGUGAUUGUAGUUGGAGCCCUGAACUUCUGCAGCUCAUUUUACUCUGUUUCAAUUUUACAGUUUACUCUAUUUGUAUAAUAAACUUCUAUUUCAUCACCGUUCAAUAUAUAUGAAUGAAAGAAAUCAUUAUAUUAUCAUUUUCUUGGUAAUUA